ACUGCUGGAUGCGGUACCGGCGCGGCGCGGCGCGGCGCGGCUCAACCAUGCCGCGGUGCAGCGUGGCGGAGGGCAGCCUUUGGGGGAAUCAGUUCGUGCAGUUCCUGCAGGACACGGGCCGGGAGCAGAGGAGCCUGCGGGAAACGCUGCGGACCAUCUACAACCAGGAGUUCCGGGCCAGGACUGAUGCAAAGACACCCAGAUUUUCCUGCAUCUUGUACGCACUGAAGACAACCCAACAGAUUCAGGUGCAUGGAGAGGUGGUGAAAUUCAAGGUGAAAAGGCGCCUGGUGGUGGCAGACCAGUACCGACGAACCAGAAGGAAUGCACAGACAUCCGUGUCCACGUCUGCCUCAGGACAGCAGCUCAGCUCCACUCCACAAAUGCCCGAGAGCCAUGGCAAGCAGUGGGCCAAGCGCAUUCGUGAGAAGCACGGGGUGGAGAUCACCUCAGACUGUGACCAGGGCAACGGGAAUAUCCGCUUCCCAGUGGUGCCGGGUGAGCCCCGGACAGUCACCAUCCUGGUGCAGAACUGUGGAAGCGAGGUGGUGACCCUGCAGCGGUUCCAGCUACACAAGCAGUCACGGGAGCUGUCCUUCACCGAUGAGCAGGGGGCAGUGCAGGGCCAGUCCCUGCUGUUACACCCAGGUGGGAUGUACCCCAUCCAGGUGCGGUGCCUCACCACCUGCAACGGGCACUUCAGUGCUCUGGUGGUCUUCGAGUUCACCAAGGAACCAGGCGAGUCCUUCAGCAUCUCACGCUAUGUUGCUGCCAUUGCUGAGAGCCAGCUGGCCAAGGACCUGGGGCCCUCAGCACCUUUCCAGCCUUACGAGGCCAGCCUCCAAAGCUUUGUCACAGUCAUCACUGAGGAUGGCAUCCCCCCUGACAGCUCCCUGAAAAAUGAACUGGAGACGGAAAUCCCUCUGGGUACCUACAGGUACCCAAAGAGCCUCAAGGACAUGAUCCUGCUCGGACCCAACACCAGUGCCAGCUCCAGCUGGGCUGCCUUGUGCUCGCUGCUGGAAGCACCUCUGCAGGCUGAGAACUACCAGCAGAAAUUCCAGCUGCUGCUGUACCUGGAGGAGAUUCAGAUGGAGGUGGACAUCCGACGCUACGACAUGCGGGAUGUGACCAUGGUGCAGGAGAGAGCUCUGCUGGUUCUCGAUGUGCCUGGCGUGGCCGAGAACCGCCCGUCCCUGCUGAGAGGGGACCACCUCUUUGCCCACCUGAGCAGCAAGCGGGACCACUCCCCACUCGUCCGGUAUAAGGCCUACGUGCACAGCGUGGAACUGGAGAAGGUCAGGCUGGGUUUCUCCUCCAAGCUGCAGAAGAAGUUUGUGAAAAACCUGAAGUUCGAUGUGACCUUCACCUUCAACCGGCUGCCACUGCAGGUGCAGCACCGGGCUGCAGUCCUGGCCGUGCGCCGUGGCUUGUUCAGCCUCCUCUUCCCCUCCACCUCCUGCCACAAGUCCCUCUUCUCGGGCCCCUUCCAGCCCCGGUGGUUUAACCGCAAGCUGGAGACCAACGAGGAGCAGUGCAGAGCUGUGACCCACAUCGUGACGGGGGUGUCCCGGCCAGCCCCGUACCUCAUCUUUGGACCCCCUGGCACUGGCAAGACGGUCACUAUGGUGGAGGCCAUCAAGCAGGUGUGGACAUGCUUCAAGGAUGCCCGUAUCUUGGCCUGUGCCCCUUCCAACAGCGCUGCAGACCUGCUGUGCCAGUGCCUCAUCAAGGACAUUGCCCCUCGGAAUGUCUACAGGCUCAUUGCGAGCUCCAGGAGCUACAGGGAAGUGCCCACUGAUAUCAUGCCCUGCUGCAACUGGGACGAUGAGCAGAGCAGCUACAUGUACCCAAGCAAGGAGAGCCUGAGGCCCUACCGGAUUAUCAUCACCACACUGGUCACAGCAGGAAGGCUGGUGUCAGCCAACUUCCCCCCUGGGUUUUUCUCCCACGUCUUCAUCGACGAGUGCGGCCAUGCGGUAGAGCCGGAGAGCGUGGUCGCCAUCGCGGGGCUCCUGGCGCCCAUGGAUGAGGAGACCAACCCCAACGGGGGGCAGCUGGUGCUGGCAGGAGACCCCAAGCAGCUUGGCCCUGUCCUGACCUCACCACUGGCCAUCCAGUAUGGGCUGGGCACCUCGCUGCUGGAGAGGCUGAUGCUGCACAACCCCUUGUACGAGAAGUCGAGUGGAGGAUACAACCCACAGUUCAUCACCAAACUGCUCUGGAACUACAGGUCCCACGAGGCCAUUCUCAGGAUCCCCAACGAGCUCUUCUAUGACAAUGAGCUGAAGGUGUGCAAGAGCGAUGGGCUUGACAUCCGGAAUGCGUAUUGUACCUGGGAGGAGCUUCCCAAAAAAGGCUUCCCCAUCAUCUUCCAUGGGGUUUGUGGGGAAGAUCAGAGAGAAGCCAAGAGUCCCUCAUUCUUCAACACGGCCGAAAUUGAGGUCCUGGUCCACUACCUCAAGAAGCUGCUGCAGAGCCAGGGCAAGGGAGGCUGCCCCACUGUGUCCCCCAAGGAGAUCGGCAUCAUCUCUCCCUACAGGAAGCAGGUAGAGAAGAUCUGGAAAGCCAUCACCUCCCUGGAUCCCAAUCUGCAGAAGCUGCCGGACAUCAGCCAGUUGAAAGUGGGCUCUGUGGAAGAGUUCCAGGGCCAGGAGCAGCUUGUGAUCCUCAUCUCCACCGUGCGCAGCUGGAGCACAUACCUCCAGUUCGACCAGACCUUCAGGCUGGGCUUCCUCAAGAACCCCAAGAGGCUUAACGUGGCCAUCACCAGGGCCAAGGCUCUGUUGAUCGUGGUGGGUAACCCGACCGUGCUCAGCAAGGACCAGCACUGGUGCAGGUUCCUCAGGUACUGCAAGGAACAGGGCGGCUACACCGGGUACCCCUACGAGGACGAGGGCACGGCUGAGGACAGACUGGCCAACGAGCUCUAGACGCUGCAGCUCAGUGUUACGCAGUCCCGGGGUGCUCCAUGGAUCCCUGUGGAGAUGCUGCUGAACCCACUGGACCAGGCGGUGUUGCCAACUUUUGCUGCCAGCCACUAA
Messenger RNA from Lonchura striata (white-rumped munia), 3044 nucleotides. It is a transcript of the gene MOV10, whose product is annotated as Mov10 RNA helicase. NCBI's taxonomy places the organism in Eukaryota, Metazoa, Chordata, Aves, Passeriformes, Estrildidae. Gene Ontology annotation, molecular function: 5'-3' RNA helicase activity; RNA binding. The record is from RefSeq and is a predicted model, not a curated record.